Aspergillus tanneri is the source of this 1284-nucleotide messenger RNA. Its product is annotated as Gfo/Idh/MocA family protein. Gene Ontology annotation, molecular function: nucleotide binding. The record is from RefSeq and is a predicted model, not a curated record. The transcript is spliced from 3 exons. NCBI's taxonomy places the organism in Eukaryota, Fungi, Ascomycota, Eurotiomycetes, Eurotiales, Aspergillaceae. Bases 1 to 1284 code for a protein of 427 amino acids.
AUGGUUUUCGGCGUGCUGUAUCGUAUCUACACAGGUUUUAUUAGUCCUCCACCGGUCCGGAAGCAGCGUGAUCCCAUACGAUUCGGGCUCCUCGGAGCGUCGAAUAUCGCCCCAAUAGCCCUGAUUGUCCCAGCCAAAGCACAUCCAGAUGUGAUCAUCGCUGCAGUUGCAGCCCGAGAUCACAGUCGCGCAGAGGCAUACGCCAAGAAACAUGACAUUCCUAUCGUCCAUUCCUCCUACGAAGAUCUUCUCAGCGACCCUUCAAUCGACGCCAUCUACAUCGCCUUACCCAACAGUCUCCACUUUGAAUGGGCCCUGCGCGCCGUCCGCGCCGGCAAACACGUCCUCCUGGAGAAGCCAUCUUGUUCGAACGGCGAAGAAGCCCAUGCACUAUUCAACCACCCCUUGAUCGAAGCGCCUGGUGCCCCUAUUGUCCUGGAAGCAUUCCACUAUCGCUUCCAUCCCGCAUGGCAGGUAUUUCUGUCCUACAUCCACGGGGAUCCUACCGUGGGGCCAGUGAAACAUGCUCUUGCACAGCAGUAUCUUCCCAAGGGAGGAGUCCCGAUUACCGACAUUCGCUGGCGGUAUGAUCUUUCCGGUGGCGCGAUGAUGGAUUUUGGGACGUAUCCUAUGAACUGUCUACGUCAAAUUCUGCGGGAGGAACCGAAAGAGGUAGUUGAGGCAGAAGGGAGGCGUGUGCCUUCCAGCUGUGGGUUGGACUACGACAAGCAAAUUGACCAGGCAAUGACGGCGACAUACAGAACAGAGAGCGGUGCAACGGGAAAGCUGGUGGCUGAUCUGGCUGCGUCGGGAGGCUGGCCCUUACUUCCGGCUUCGUGGACGAAAUGGCUACCGGGUUUCGGCUGGCCUAAGUGCGAGGCUGAGUUGGAAGAAAAGGAAGUGAAGGGCCCGGACGGUAAAAUCCGCUCCGUCAAGCGGAAGGUAACUAUCUGGAAUCAUCUCAUGCCGAGUGUGUAUCACCGGAUUGAUGUGGAUGAUACGAUUACAAUCCGGCGUGCGGGCCUGGUUCUGAACACAUGGAAGGAAUCCAAACGACUCAAGGCGUAUAGUUGGCCAUCUGAUGAUGAACGAGCGAUUGUCGGGAAAGAGUGGUGGCCAAGCUAUCUCUAUCAACUGAAUGAGUUUGUGAACAAGAUCAAGGGGCGCAAGGGUUCGGGCGUCUGGGUUGAUGGAGAUGAUAGCAUCAGGCAGAUGGAGGCUAUUGAUCGAACCUACGAAAAGGCUGGGAUGAGACUACGACCGACAACCAGUUUUGAGCUAUGA